This is a messenger RNA of Micropterus salmoides (largemouth bass), 1993 nucleotides long. RefSeq lists its product as uncharacterized. Gene Ontology annotation, biological process: homophilic cell-cell adhesion; heterophilic cell-cell adhesion. The coding region runs from base 230 to 1687 and encodes 485 amino acids. Gene Ontology annotation, cellular component: adherens junction. The transcript has 8 exons. The record is from RefSeq and is a predicted model, not a curated record. Lineage: Eukaryota; Metazoa; Chordata; Actinopteri; Centrarchiformes; Centrarchidae.
AGCUGGUUGGUAGCAACCUCACAGUUCUGGGUCCUGUGGGGCAUCAGCAUGCUGGUCUUUACGAAUGUUUCCUCUCCUAUCACCAUCAUCAAGCAACGCUUAAGUUUAAUAUCACAGUUAAACUCAAGUUGCGCAGCUUGUUCCCCCCACUAUACGAGUUGCUUUGAGGACUGAAGAUGGACACAGGGUGAUUGAGUGUUCAGCUGCUGAUUCUGUUCCUGCAGCCAACAUGUCCUGGCUUCUACCGGUGGGUGUGUCUGGAGUCUCUUGGUUCAAUUUCACUUCUCAUAAUGGAAGCCACUCUGUCAGGGGAGUUUUACUCCUCCCUGCCUGCUUGCCUUGGGAGCUCACUGCAGAGUGCGUGAUAAAUCACCCUGCGUUUGAGGAGCCACAGAACAGAAGCAUAAUACUCCCUCUUUGCGCUCGACCUAACAUCACCAUCAGCUCCUGCACUGAGUGGAAAGACGGUUAUGAGUACACAAAGGUGGACUGCUCUGUGGACAGUGUUGCCCCUGAACCAAACAUAACCUGGCAUGUUGGAAAGAGUGACAUCACUUCUAUGUCAGAGACUAAAGUCCUGGUCAAUGAUUUUGUAUCAACCCGUAGCUCUGUGCAUUUGAGGUCGUCUUUGUAUUCUGGUCAGGAUUUGACCUGCAUGGUGGAGCAUCCAAGCCUGGACGCACCAGAAAAAAGAACAAUACACAAUCUUGUGCACAGUAUGUUAUUUCUUUUGUUGAGAUAUUUCUCCCUGUGGUUCACACACACACACACACACACACACACACACACAUACAGCUACUCAUCCUCACCCCUUGUUUUCUUUUCAGAAACCCAUCUGAGUGUGUCUCUGGUGAGACAGCAGAACUCUCCUAUCUUGCUGGCAGUGUGUGAGUGCAGAGGGGAGAGCGUUGGGGCGAACCUUGCCUGGGUCCUUCCUGAAAACACCAAAGGCAAAACAUCCCUCCAGUCACAGUAUGAGGGCCAUGUCCUGAAAGCCAGGCUGACUUAUCAGUUUCCUCUUGCUCUUCAUGAGGGGCAGGACCUGACCUGUGUUUAUCAUUUUGAACAUGGAGCCACAGAGAAGAGGACCAUUCAUAUCCCCAGAUACUAUAUCUCUUCUGUGAGAGUCCUAAACCACACAACUCCUCUGCAAAGCCGCUACGGUGGUAAACCCAUCAUACACCGACUGACUCUCCAGGAAAAUCAUCACAAUCAGAGAGUUCUGCUCCGAGUUGAAAGCAACGUGCCAGAGUACAACCUCACUUGUAAAAGGAGUGACGGCUCAUAUGUUCUUAUGGAUGGAGUUGCGAUGGUCUUCCAGUCAGAGCUCACAAUGCUGGAUGAAGGCCUCUACACCUGCCAGGCGUCCUUCUAUCACCACACAGCCACAGUCAACAUUGAAGUGGAGAUCAUGAACAAAGAAGAACAGCUUACACUGGUGACCAUGAUCUGCAUCGGUUCAGCUUUGGCCAUCAUCUGCAUCACAGUGGUCAUGUUCUGGUUGUGCUGCAACAUAAAUAGCAAGACGCAAUAUAAGAAGAAGGAGUCUCUCUCACCCUUGACGGCUCUGAUGCAAGAGCCCGGUUCUCCUGAGGUGAAGAAGCCAUCAGUGGACGGGAAACACAGUGAGGAAUCUGCUAAGAUGGUCAGUUACUCCAUAGUCAUUGACGUCAAGAGUACAGUGUGAAGACAGAAGAUGCUUUGGAUUAGACAUUUAGCUUUACACUGUGCACGAAGGCUUACUGGAACUGCAGCAUUGUUUAUGAUACCAGUGUAUUAUGAGCUCAGUGUGAUAUGUGAAAGGAUCCUCUGUUUAUGUACUGAAAUACCAGUUCUUUUUUAAGUUUUUAGUUUUGAUUGAUUGGCAUUAAUGAUUUUAAAUGUAGCCUAUUACUUUUGCACUUUUUUAAAAACCUGACUUGAAUUUUGUACUGUUUUAUGCACAUUGUAUUUUCCAGUAUUUGUCAAUAAAAUCAUCCAAAUAUAAUCUUUU